Photinus pyralis (common eastern firefly) is the source of this 1184-nucleotide messenger RNA. RefSeq names its product protein twisted gastrulation (gene cv). The record is from RefSeq and is a predicted model, not a curated record. The transcript has 5 exons. NCBI's taxonomy places the organism in Eukaryota, Metazoa, Arthropoda, Insecta, Coleoptera, Lampyridae. Gene Ontology annotation, biological process: regulation of BMP signaling pathway. The coding region runs from base 167 to 901 and encodes 244 amino acids.
AGUGAAGUUGGGGUAGGGAUAAACGUGGAAUUAAAACUAGUUUCGGAAUGAGAAAUAAACACGAUGGUGUUAUGUGCUGUUGAAGCUAAACAAAUAAUAUUUAGUGUUUUUUAAAAACGAAUCAAUUCACCUAAACCGCCUUUUAACAACCGUAAUUAGAGCAACAAUGCAUCAACUACUUAGCUGUAUCUUCCUCACCUUUUUCCUCACAUUCGCCUACGUCGAGGCCUGCAACGAAGCUGUAUGCGGCAGCGUGGUGAGCAAGUGCCUCCUCACGCAGUCCUGUAGAUGCGACCUUAAAAACUGCACGUGCUGCAAAGAAUGCUACAGCUGUCUGGGGCAACUGUACAGCGAAUGCUGUUCAUGCGUAGACAUGUGUCCAAAGCCCUUAGAGGACGGCGGUGGUUCACUGAGCACGAAAUCGCACGUGGAAGAGUUCGCCGAAAAGGUGGCGGGACUAUUUCAAGUACUAACGGAGGCGCCGGAUCCGCAGAAUCGCUGGACCAGUUUCACUUACGCGAUCGACUUGGACGCCACGCUCUUCACGCCCAAGAAAGAGAUGAAACUGCAGAUGCAAAGCGUAGAGCAAGAGGUUGCCCCUGUCAAACCGAACGUGACCAGUUUAAAUUGCACCGUCGCGUUCAUGUCGCAAUGUAUGAGUUGGACGAAGUGCCGCAGCAGCUGCCAGUCAAUGGGAGCUUCCAGUUAUAGAUGGUUUCACGACGGUUGUUGUGAAUGUGUCGGCGACACCUGUAUUAACUAUGGCAUCAAUGAUAGCAGGUGCAGGAAGUGUUCGUUAAAGGACGAGGUGACGGACGAUUACGCUUUGUCGGACGAAGAUCUAGAUUACGGGGAAGAUAUGGACAUGGAAGAGGAAGAGACAAAUGAUGAAAAUCUGUGAAUCAAAAUUUAAACCGACAGUUGGAUUUCUUGGUAACAAAACAGUAUUAAUCUUGCGACAUUUAUUGUAUAGUACCUAUCCUAAUAAAAUGUUACAUUUUGUUACAACAGUCAUAGACCUAUUAUUUAAAAAGGUAUAAAAUGUGUAAAUACGUUUGUACCAGACAGACGUAGUAUAAAAAAUGUCUAAGUUAUUAGGACUAGAAAAUGAAGAGCAUUUGUAUAUAUUUUUGUAAUAAAUAAGUUUUGUAACAAGAUUGUCAUAAUAAAAACGCUAAAUUACA